UUGGUUGUUGACAAAGUUGGGACUCGUUUCGAACUUUAAAUAAAACAAAACAAACAAUUGACAAUGGCUGCCGUUAGACGAGAUAUAGCCCCGUUCCUGCAACGCGUGCGUGCCUUCCUUCUGGGCCGGGAACAUACCGUUGCGUUGCGCUUCGAGGAUGGCCUCGCCGAUCGCACGCAGCCCCAGCCGGAACUUCCCGACGGGCCCUCGCACAUAUAUUCGGCCAAUUAUUAUUGCACACGCGACGGCAGACGCGAGGUGCAGCCGCCAAUCGAUCUGGUGCAGCAGCAGAAAGUUCUUGAUGCCAAUGCUGGCGAUGCCACCGCUGCUGCAUCCAAAGCGAGCCAACAGCUGCUCCCCACACCCGGCAAGGUUUAUGCCUGGGACUAGGAACUAGUUCGCAGAUGGGGAACAAGUCAACAACAGAAUUAACUGCACAUCAAAUGCAUGCAGUCUGUGUUUAUUAGUUUGUCUCCUUUUUUUUUUGCAUAAGAAUAAAAAUAUAUAACUUAA
Drosophila grimshawi is the source of this 513-nucleotide messenger RNA. RefSeq names its product NADH dehydrogenase [ubiquinone] 1 alpha subcomplex subunit 7 (gene ND-B14.5A). The transcript has 2 exons. NCBI's taxonomy places the organism in Eukaryota, Metazoa, Arthropoda, Insecta, Diptera, Drosophilidae. Gene Ontology annotation, cellular component: mitochondrial inner membrane. The coding region runs from base 64 to 390 and encodes 108 amino acids. Gene Ontology annotation, biological process: mitochondrial electron transport, NADH to ubiquinone; ATP synthesis coupled electron transport. The record is from RefSeq and is a predicted model, not a curated record.